GCAUAGUGUCGGUAUUCUCCAAUGCUUUCCUCAUCUUCGAUUUGUUCAAACCGAAGACACCGGCUGCGAUGGGUGGGGAGGUUGUAUUGUGCGUGGAAUAAAUUCUGAGAACCGCCCUUGCGAUGAACCCGGAAGCAGGUGAGAGAUUAAACAGAUGAGAAAGAAGGAUUUUGGCCUUACGGGUUUCCUGAAGGGAACAGUGUUCCUGCAGUCCAACGGGCCACACUCACCUGGGGGAGGGAGAGAGACAGAGAAAGACUCACCUGAGCCAAGGAGAAAGAGACUUACCUGUGGAUGCUCACCUGUCGCUAGCCGGAAGUGUUGCUCUGAUCAUUGGGAACCCUCUCAGCGCUGUGUGUGUUGGAGAUAUUUCUGCUUGAGCUUCUCCCUUUCCACUUGCCCUUUCGCUGUGUGGGUGGUCUGCUCCGGGUUUCCCAAUGGCAGCAUUCCAGGAUCCGGGCCGUUUCCAGGCGGUGGAUCUGAGCAGCGAGGCUGGCACUGGAGCUCAGCAGAGCGCUGGGCUGGAGCGGACUGUGCUGACCGAGGGCAGAGACGGAGCUACAAUAGAAACCGAGGGCAAGCUGAGUGAUCAGGCUGAGAAAGAUAAGGCAAGCCCAGCUCCAUCACCUCCUGCUCCCAUGGACUACAAACUGAGGAAGUUCUUCGUGCUCCGGCCUGGAACAUUUGACCAAGCAUUGGCAGAUAUCAAGGCACAGAUUAGUCAACAAGAAGAUGGAACUUUACAAAGUACCUGGCUUCUCACUGAGAUUGAUCACUGGAACAAUGAGAAGGAACGGAUUGUUUUAAUCUGUGAGAAGACUCUGCUCAUCUGCAAGUAUGAUUUCAUGGUCCUUGCAUACCAGUACUGUCAACGAGUGCCACUCAAUUAUAUCGACAGAAUCUAUUAUGGAGAAUUCUCUUUCCCUGAGCGUUCCAUCAGCAGAAGAGAUGGUAAGGGACUUCGUAUUCACUGGGACAAGCUGCGAGAGGCUUCCUUCCUGUCCCGUUGGAACCCUUGGAGUGCUGACAUUCCAUAUACAACCUUUACUGAGCAUCCAGCCAUCAAUGCCACUGAGAGAUUCACCAGCCUUUGUCAGCUCGAAAAUUUCAAAAUACAGCUGUCUCAGGCUGUCCAAAAAGCCUAUCAACUGGAUCCAGUUCCUGGCAGGGCGAAUGGGGCGCUAAUAUUGAAUCAUUCAAUCCCCAUUGAUUCCUAUGUUGGGGUGAUGUCUGUCAUCAGCAAUCAGAACAGGUUGGGCUAUUCACUGGCUCGGGGCUCAGUGGGCUUCUAGCAUGGCUGUAUUUCUGGCCUAUUGUGUUUCCUUAAACCAAAAAGUUUUCUUUUGCUCUCUCGUGAUUGAUUUCUCAUUAUUUAAACUUGUUGAGAUUUUGCAAAUCACGUAUCAGUCCCUAAUCCAACUGAUAUCAUGGUCCAUUUUGAAACAACCACCAAACUUAUUACGUUUAAUAGAUAAAACGAGUACUGAAUCUGUCAAAUGACACAAUUCUACAAACAAGUGCAGACUGAGAAUAUUAGACAUUGCCUGCAAUGGUUGAAAAUAGUAACACAUUAUAGAAGUUGAAAUAACAUUUAAUAACAACAUAUACUUGUGAUUUAUUAUUUCAUGUUAUCCCUGGGUAUAUUAGUAUUGUAGCACCAAGAUAUUUACAAAAAGAUAUUGUUAAAACAAUGCACUAAUAUAUGGUACAUAUUUUGUAUGAUUCUCUUAAACUCUGCCUGGGUCUCUCAAGGAUUUUAUUUUGUUACAGCAGUCAUUCAUGUCCUGACCAUUAUAUGAAAUCAACAAGCAGGCUUUCUGUGUUAUUUGUAUAUUGUUGUUAACUUUGACUAAUAAAUGUUACUCUCAACAAUAAUUUAAUAAAGAAGACUGCAAUUGUU
This is a messenger RNA of Rhincodon typus (whale shark), 1900 nucleotides long. RefSeq names its product tumor protein p63-regulated gene 1-like protein. The record is from RefSeq and is a predicted model, not a curated record. The transcript is spliced from 5 exons. Lineage: Eukaryota; Metazoa; Chordata; Chondrichthyes; Orectolobiformes; Rhincodontidae. The coding region runs from base 438 to 1292 and encodes 284 amino acids. Gene Ontology annotation, cellular component: cytoplasm.